UUCAUUUGUGUUAAAUAGAUAUAAACUAGUAAUCCAGCAGUAGUUUGGGGCUCUGUGGUCCAGUGUCUCUGCUUUGGGGCGGCUCCGCUGGUUCAGGAGAAGGAGGUGAAGGAGGGGAAGGACGACACGAAGGAGGCAGGCAGUCACUCAGUCACUCAGACCGGACUAUCAGCGGCACAUUUCCAGAGUGUACGCUGGGAAAACUGCUUCCAAACCGGGGGAAAUUCUGCCUGAAGGACCCGCAAUGAGUUGGGGAACGGAGCUUUGGGACCAGUUUGAUAAUCUGGACAAACACACUCAGUGGGGGAUCGACUUUCUGGAGCGCUAUGCAAAAUUUGUCAAAGAGAGGCUGGAGGUUGAGCAGAACUAUGCCAAGCAGCUCCGGAACUUAGUAAAGAAAUACUGUCCAAAGCGCUCCAAAGACGACGAGCCAAGGUUCACAUCCUGUUUGUCGUUUUACUCCAUUCUGAACGAGCUGAAUGAUUAUGCUGGGCAGAGGGAGCUGGUGGCUGAGGAGAUGGCUCACAAGGUUUACAAUGAGCUGAUGAGGUACAGCCAAGAUCUCAAAGCUGAGAGGAAACACCAUCUACAGGAGGGCAGAAAGGCUCAGCAGUACUUGGAUCAGUGCUGGAAACAGAUGGACAAUAGUAAAAGGAAGUUCGAGAGGGAGUGUAGAGAAGCAGAGAAGUCCCAGAUAAACUUUGAGCGCUUAGACAACGACAUCAACGCCACCAAAUCAGAGGUGGAAAAGGCUAAAAACCAGUUCUACAUGCGUACUCACAUGGCCGACGAGAGCAAGAACGAAUACGCUGCUCAGCUUCAAAACUUUAACGGCGAACAGUGGAAACAUUUCAACAACGCAAUACCACACAUCUUCAAGAACCUGCAGCACAUGGAUGAACGUCGAACUGUGAAGCUCGGAGAGACGUAUCGAAGCUUUGCAGAGGCAGAGCGGAGGGUCAUCCCCAUCGUCUCCAAAUGUUUAGAUGGAAUGGUAGCUGCAGCCAAAGCUGUAGACGAAAGAAAGGAUUCAAUCUUAGUCGUGGAGUCAUUCAAGUCUGGCUUUGAUCCCCCAGGCGACUUCCCCUUCGAAGACUUCAGUCAGAAUUUGAGCAGAACAGGAUCAGACGGGACUAUAAGUAACACGCCCAAAGGAGAAAGGGAAAGAGAUGGGGGCCAGGGGCCACGUUCUGACCCAAAACCCCCCUUGGGUAAAGCCAAGAACAAGCUGUGGUUGUUUGGAAAGAAACCAAAGGCGCCGUCUCUGGAGGAUUAUAGCCACUUACCUCCUGAGCAGAGACGAAAAAGGCUGCAGCAGAGGAUUGAGGAGCUCAGCAGGGAGCUCCAGAAACAGGUGGAUCAGAGAGAUGCUUUGAACAAGAUGAAGGAUGUGUAUGAAAAGAAUCCUCAGAUGGGAGACCCCAACAGCCUGCAGCCGAAAAUAUCAGAGACCAUUUGCAACAUGGAGAAGCUGCGCUCAGAGAUCCAUAAGAAUGAGACCUGGUUGUCUGAGGUGGAGGGGAAGCAGAGCUCCAGAGGAGACAGAAGACCCAGCACAGACAAUCACCAGCACACCCCCCAAGGCAGAGAGAGUCCUGAGGGAAGCUACACAGACGACACAAGUCAAGAGCAUCACACGCCUCACCGCCGGCCCGGUCCCACACGGCCCACCAAUCCAAACCCUGACCCUCACGAGUUUGAUGAUGAGUUUGAUGAUGACGACCCUCUGCCUGUCAUCGGCCACUGCAAGGCCCUGUACUCCUUUGAUGGUAAGAAUGAAGGAACGCUGGUGAUGGCAGAGGACGAGGUGUUGUACAUCAUAGAGGAGGACAAAGGCGACGGCUGGACCCGAGCGAGGAAGCAGAGCGGAGAGGAAGGCUACGUCCCCACCUCCUAUGUGGACAUAACCAUGGAGAAAAGCAGCAAAGGUUCCUGAGGGCUGCAGAGUGGCCAGGCGAUUUGAUUGGCUGGUGGAGGGCUCACGCUGAUUGCUGAUUUUUGGUGGUGGGGCUGACUGUGCAUUAGAGAAAGGGGGAGAAGAGGGAGGGGGGGCAUCUGCAUGUUUGCAUGCUCAUAUCCAUUAUCAGGGUAGAAGCAGGUAGAAGACAUAAUCCCAAAGUCGAAAACAGCGCAAUAAUGUCUUUUACAUCCAUAAAUAUUUGCACUUGAAAGGUUUUUUUUUUGCAGCAUUCUGACUGGGAGGUGACAUCUGCUGCAGAUUUUUAUAGUUGAACGGGAUGCAUCUCCCAAAUCUUGCAGAAAUCACUUCAAUUAGCUCAGGUAGGUCAGGAUUCGGCAAGUCAAUCCAGUUUUUAAGUAAAAUAAGAUGUGGAGAGAAUUUAGAAAGAUCUGCAGUUCAUAAACUCCAUAAAUCUGAUCAACAUAAUGAGGUUAAAAGGUCUUCAGUUUUGACUGGUGCUGCUUGUAAUCAUUAAGAUUUGAAUUGCCUGUGGGCAAAGCAUUACUGCAGUUUUAUCCUGAUUAUUGCGUCCUGGAUUUUAUUAACUGUUGCUAAUCUUUGCCAUUGUUGAAACCUUUUAGCUUUAGGCUAAAUCACAGUUGGAGGCUCAUAAUUUGUGCAGAGGUGAGAGGAUGAAUGAAUAUUCAUUUAAUCUUUAUGAAGAGGAUUUGCUCUUCUUGAGCUUCUGAUUCCACAUCUCUGUAAUUAAAAUAAAUCCCGUAAGACUACCAGCAAAGCCUCUCCUGCAGAUUUUAAUGCCUUCGUGUUCUUUUUAAGUACCUAGCUUCAAGUUGUCACCUCCCAGUCUUUAAUUCGGCUGUGUUUGCUCUCUUAUAAGCGUCAGCAGAAACACAGAUGUACAGUCAGGGAGUUGUGCGCUUUUGUUUUUUUAGUCACUAACAUUGUCAGUGCUGCUCGCUUCAGCUCACUCCUCUCAUCUGUGCUCUGUUGGUGAUGUCUGCCUGCCUGAGCCACUCUGCUCCUCAUGCCUGCCCCCAACCUUCAUCCAGCCGCAUGUUUAUAACAUCCUCCCAUUAGGAUUCAGUCGCGCUUGUGAAGCCGUGAUUUGUUUAACUCCAUUUUUGUCAUUUUUUUCCUCCCUCUCACCAAGCAUGAUUUAUUUUUAAGUAACAAGUGUCAGAAUGGAUGAAACAGAAAGCAGGACUUUCAGAUGAAUAGAGGACCCUUUUUUCCCCUCGUCUUCCUCUCUUUUGUUUUUUCUCUUGGGAUACAUUACCACCAGUUGAACAGCAGAGGGCGGUCUUCACCAAAGCCCUGCUCAGUGGGGAGCUCCAGACUUUGCCUUAAACCACUGUAACCGUGGAGACUUUUUGAAGAAAAGACUACAUCUCCCAUCAUCCACCAGGGCUCUCACCACCCCCUCAGCUGCAGUUCCACUAACUCUCUUUUUUAUUCUGUUUGUGAAUGUGAUGACGGACACAAAUGAAAUGUAAAUAUGAACAUCUGUCGUGUCUUGCUGAAUGUGUUUCUAUGGUGAUUGUCUUUAGGUUUGUUUGAACUGAACCGAUGCACUUUGUCCUGAUGUACUACAGCAUUUGAACAUGAUUAAAGAGUGAACGGAUGAGUCUGCACUGACUGUAGAGAAGUUCUCCUUUUUUAGUAACCACUAAGCAAAAGAAAAGAUGGUUUUAUACUUUUUUUUGUAACUUUCCCUUCUUUUUUAUAGAUUCUCUAAACUGUAAUGUUUCUCUUAAUCGUUUUUUAACUACUAAUUAUUUGAUAAAGUACACAUUAAGACUGCUUUAGAUCAAGAGUAAAGCAGAAGAUUCCUGAAAGCCAGAAGGUGGCUGAGCUUUAAUUAAAAAUAGAAAAAAGCUGUGAAAUGUGCAGAACAAUGCUGUAGAUUUUACUUGAAUCUGUCUUUCCUCCUCGUGUCACUGUUUCCAUCUGUGACCGUUUAGCAAUCAAUACUGGAGGAAUGGUUGAACAUUGAAAUAAUCCACCUUUCAGGUCUUUUUGCUUUGAAAUCAAUCUGCUUCCCUGUUGCCUUUUUGUUAAAAUAAAUGAAAGCAGAUAGUAAAUGGCCUUUUAACCCCUGCUUUUUCAGUCUCUGGGAUCCAAAUUGGUGCAAAAAUCGAAACAUUUUCUAAUACCUAACCAUUUGUUAUUCAUUAAAAUUAGAUUUCUAGUGUCAUAUUUUAGAAAUAUAGCUUAAGUCGUAUUGCAGUCUUUUUUAUGCAGUCAAAAAAGCAUAACGUUGAAUAGUUAAUGCAAUAUUUCUUGUAAACAGUUUCUUUUCAGCUGCUCUGUUUACAGAAAAGGUCAUCCAAACUGAAGUGAUGUGAAUAGAAAUCAAGUGCGCUCAAAGGAUUCAGUCUAGAAGGUGAUGAGCUUUUGUCAUUUGGCAUUGAUGGUGGCCUCCUGGAAGGGUCAGUUUUGGGCGUACUGUCUCCUAAGUGAAAGCUGCUCGUUGGAAUGUGUUUCAUUUGUGGUGCAACAGUUGUAAAAAAACGAUCUAAACCUUUUCUAUAAACCAGUGGUAUGUAGCAUACAUGUGUAUGUCCCGACCAGCUCAGUAAAUGUACAAAAAUGCAAAAUCAUAAAUCAACCUGUGUACUGAAAGCCACUGUGAGCCGAGGCGUUUUCCCUGCCAACUCUUCCAUGAAAUCUCCAUUUGAAACAUUCAUUUAUUUUAGUUUCCGAAUGAGCAGGAUGUCUAAUAUAGAUCUGAUGGCAGUUCUCUCCAUGUUGUCGUGCACAUCUUUUUUGCUUUGAAUGUUGGACACUUUGUGGAUUUUUAUUUUUUCCUUGCAAAAUAUUGUUCUAAUAAAAUAAGAAGCAAUAAAAAA
Molecule: messenger RNA, 4770 nt
Organism: Oryzias melastigma (Indian medaka)
Lineage: Eukaryota; Metazoa; Chordata; Actinopteri; Beloniformes; Adrianichthyidae
Gene: fnbp1l
Product: formin binding protein 1-like
Exons: 16
Coding region: 245-1936 (563 amino acids)
Biological process (GO): signal transduction
Molecular function (GO): protein binding
Source: RefSeq, a predicted model, not a curated record